UGUCAGAAAAAAACCAACAUGGCGGCUACGGGAGCCGGGUCUCCUGGCCGGCUGGUCCAGUACGUGGUUGUCCGGUCGGAUCUGGUCCACAAGCUGUCCUGGCCCCUGGGAGCCGUGAUCACUCAGGCCUGUCAUGCCGCUACCGCCGCCGUCCACCUCCACUACGGGGACCCGGACACGCAGCGGUACCUCUCCGAGCUGGACUCCAUGCACAAGGUGGUGCUGGGGGCUCCGGACGAGGCCGCCCUCUCCGGUCUGUCAGAGAGUCUCACACAGGCUGGUGUGGCCCACAAGCUGUGGAUCGAACAACCAGAGAACAUCCCCACCUGCUUGGCUCUGAAGCCGUGUCCAAAAGAGGCGGUCCAGCCGCUGCUGCGCAAGUUCAAACUCUUCAAAUGAAUGCCUUGAAAGACAUUGGACAGCUAUGAAUUACCGUGCACGUCAGUGUUUAAUUUCAUCUUUUUUUUUUAAAAAUGGAGAACAUCUGAAAGUUGUUCUCUUCAUCUCAGCGAAUAUAAACACCUGUAAUGUCCAAGAUUAAAGUCGGAAAAUAUGAAGUUCUUUUCUGGAUUACUUUGUUCAGGUGGAAGGAAAAAGGCUAUUAAUGUAGUCAAAGUUGUGUAAAAACAACAGAGUAAACGUAUCAAGAAUGUUAAAAAAAGAAAUAAAGCAGGACCAUCUGUUAUGGAUGCAUUUGACUUGUAGCCACAAUUGCAGUUCUCGAGUGUUCUAGAUAAGUCUGUAAGGGGAAUCUGCAACUGCUUCAGAUUUUCAGCACACUUUAACUGAAUCCUGUCAUACCAUCUCAGUCCUUGUUAUACAAAGGACCUGCACUAAUAACAAGGUCAGAGAACCAGAUAUGAACAAUUCAUUUAGGAAUAUUCUAUUGCAGUUGCAACAUGAUAUUCUUACAUGGGUAGCUUUAUGUUUUACAGAGGAUUACUCCAUGUUAAUACACAACACUAUAUACAGUGUAGUGUCACUAUAAUGCGUAAUAUUGCAUUAUAGUUAUACAUGCUUAUUCAGAAUCAAAUCUGUAAUAUAGGUCAUAAACUCUAAUGCAACUCUGGAAUACAGUCAGUACUGAAUUGUUUUUUGACACGAUUAUGUGUCAAAACUAUUAUUACCAUUUAAAAGUAAAUGCAUUGAGUCAUUGAUUAUUACCAGAGAGGCCUGACAUUCUCAAAUGUACUUAAAACAGUGACCGGUGAUCUAUGAGAAGUGUGUUUUGAAAGCAACAAAAGGGUAAUAAAAAGUAGUCUUUAUCUUCUGUAUGUAUGAACAACAGGGGAACUGCACUCUUCAUUCCUCUGUCUGUGGUAAUUGAUUAUUUUUUAGCUGGUCUAAAAACAGCAGCUACCUUUUACCAAGAAAUACUGUAUUGUAUAUGUGUAUAUACAAAAACGUAUUUAUAAGGGAAGCACCGAUAUCGGGCCGAUACUCAGUGACAAUGGGGCCGAUCUUUUCAAUGAAAUACUAUGUUUAUUUAUUAUUUACAUUGUAUAUUGGAAUUUUAAUUCCUGUCAAAGUUUUGACUUAUUUGUUGCUGCAUUAAAAAGGU
This is a messenger RNA of Anoplopoma fimbria (sablefish), 1561 nucleotides long. RefSeq names its product peptidyl-tRNA hydrolase domain containing 1 (gene ptrhd1). The transcript has 2 exons. The record is from RefSeq and is a predicted model, not a curated record. Lineage: Eukaryota; Metazoa; Chordata; Actinopteri; Perciformes; Anoplopomatidae. Gene Ontology annotation, molecular function: peptidyl-tRNA hydrolase activity. Bases 19 to 399 code for a protein of 126 amino acids.